Molecule: messenger RNA, 2585 nt
Organism: Gavialis gangeticus (Gharial)
Lineage: Eukaryota; Metazoa; Chordata; Crocodylia; Gavialidae
Gene: COLEC12
Product: collectin subfamily member 12
Exons: 10
Coding region: 204-2435 (743 amino acids)
Molecular function (GO): signaling receptor activity
Source: RefSeq, a predicted model, not a curated record
UCGGGGGAGCGCCGGCGGCUCCGGGUGCCGGAGGGUGCGGAGGAGAGCGCGGCGCACGCAGGGUUGGGCCCUCGCGCGGCCGGGGCUGCAGGCAGUAGGCUCCCGCGCCCCCCGGGCCCACCAUGGGAGGCCAGUGAAGGAGCGGAGCGGAGCGGAGCCGCUGCUAGCCCCGCAGGCGCCGCCUGCCCCCCCCGGCUGCCAACAUGAAAGACGACUUUGCAGAAGAGGAGGAGGUGCAGUCCUUCGGUUACAAGAGGUUUGGCAUUCAGGAGGGGACUCAAUGUACCAAAUGUAAAAAUAAUUGGGCACUGAAGUUUUCCAUCAUAUUACUAUAUAUUUUGUGCGCCCUGCUAACAAUAACAGUGGCUAUUCUGGGAUACAAAGUUGUAGAAAAAAUGGACAAUGUUACAGGUGGCAUGGAAACAUCCCAUAGAAGAUACAAUGAAAAACUCACAGAAGUGGAAAGUGGUCUGAAGAAAUUAGAUGACCAAACUGGACAAAAAGCUGUGAGCACUAACACAGAACUUUCUGGCUUCAGAGCUGACAUCCUAGCCCUUCGCCAGCAGCUUCAGGAGGUUUCAGAGAAAACUACCAAAAACGAGGACACACUGGAGAAGCUGCAAGAGUCUGGAAAUGCAUUAGAUGACAGGCAGAGCCAAAUGAAAGGUGUCCUGGAUAGCAACUCUUUCAUGAUCAUCGGUGUCAAUAAAACUCUCCAGGCAUACACUGGCUACAUCAACAAUCUUCAGCAGGACACAAGUAAUAUUCAAACAAAUUUACAAAACCAAAUGCAUUCACAUAAUGUGGUCAUCAUGAAUCUGAACAACUUAAAUCUGACACAAAUCCAGCAGAGGAAUCUUAUCAAUGUUUUGCAAAAGUCUAUGGAAGAUACAAGUUUGGCUAUCAUAAGAAUCAAGAAUGAUUUUCAAAAUCUGCAGCAAGUUGUCCUUCAAGCACGGAAGGAUACUGAUUGGCUUAAGGAGAAAGUGCAAAAUUUACAAACAUUAGCAGCAAACAACUCAGCAUUGGCCAAAGCCAACAAUGACACACUUGAAGACAUGAACAGUCAGCUCAGCUCAUUCAGUGGGCAAAUGGAGAACAUUACCGUGAUCGCACAAGCCAAUGAACAAAACCUUAAGGAGCUACAAGAUCAGCACAGAGAUUAUGAGAACAGAACUGCUUCCAAAUUUAACCAAUUUGAAGAACGAUUUCAGGUCUUUGAAACAGAUAUAGUUAAUAUCAUUAGCAAUAUCAGCUAUACUGCUCAUCAUCUACGGACAUUGACAGGUAAUCUCAAUGAGGUCAGGACAACUUGUACAGACACCUUAAGUAAACAUUCCGAUGAACUGCUUUUUAUGAACAACACAUUAGCCAAUAUUCGCUUAGAUUCUACAUCUCUCAAGAUGCAACAGGAUACGAUGAGAUUAAGAUUAGAUACUGAAGUUGCAAAUUUAUCAGUAAUUAUGGAAGAAAUGAAGCUGGUGGAUUCCAAGCAUGGUCAGCUAAUCAAGAACUUCACUAUAUUGCAAGGACCUCCAGGUCCAAGGGGGCCUAAAGGUGAAAGGGGGCCUCCAGGGUCUUUUGGCCCAACUGGUGCAAAAGGACAGAAAGGAGAAAAGGGAGAGCCAGGACCACCAGGACCGGCAGGUGAAAAGGGCCCCCCUGGUCCAAUUGGGCCACCCGGAGAAAAAGGUGGAAAAGGUUCCAGAGGAUCACCUGGCUCCAAAGGUCAGAGAGGCUCUCCAGGCAAGACUGGCCUGCCAGGACCAACUGGAGAUCCAGGACCACCAGGACCACCUGGUAAAGAUGGUCCUCCAGGUCCACAGGGCCCACCUGGAUUUCAAGGAUUGCAAGGAACGGUUGGAGAGCCAGGGGUACCUGGACCUCGAGGACUGCCUGGUCUGCCUGGAAUACCAGGACUACCUGGUCCAAAGGGGCCACCUGGGCCUCCUGGCCCCUCUGGUACAGGAAUGCCAAUGGCCCUGCAGAGUGAACCAACAUCAACACCUGAGGCUAAUGGUUGUUCUGCUCACUGGAAGAACUUUACAGAGAAAUGCUAUUACUUUUCAUUUGAGAGAGAAAUUUUUGAAGAGGCAAAGUCUUUCUGUGAAGAAAGGUCAUCGCAUCUGAUUAUCAUAAACAACAAAGAUGAGCAGCAAUGGAUUAAAAAACAGAUUGCAGGGAAAGGCAGCUUCUGGAUUGGGCUUACGGAUUCAGAACAUGAAAACCAGUGGAAAUGGUUGGAUGGAACCUUACCAGUGUACACAAACUGGAAAACUGGGCAACCUGAUAACUGGAGCCCUGGGAAUGGACCAGGAGAAGAUUGUGCAGGGUUAAUCUCUGCUGGGCUCUGGAAUGACUUUCACUGUGAAGAUAUUAACAACUUUAUUUGUGAAAAAGAUAUGGACAAAGCCCAAACAUCUGGAGCACAAUAGGCUGUGAAUUCGUAGAUGCUUACAAAUGAUUAAAAUCUCCUUGAAGAAGAGAAAUCCUAUGGGACUGCAUCAUCUCCCAACAAAAUUGAAAGAGGAAGCACUGAAAACUGGCUUAAUAGGGGGAAAAAAAGAAUUCAGCCACAACUCUUC